AUGAUCUUGCUCCCACUAUGUAACAUCGUAUCUUGCUCCACAAGCAACACAAUCACCAGAAACCAAACGAUACGAGACGGAGACUCACUGAUCAGCAAGGAUGAAACCUUCGAGCUUGGAUUCUUCAGCACCAACGAUUCAACCUCGAGGUACGUCGGAAUCUGGUACAAGAACAUCGAACCUCAAACGAUUGUCUGGGUCGCGAAUCGAGAUAAGCCAUUGUCUGAUCGCAACGGAGCUCUAAAGAUUGCAGAUGACGGAAACUUGUUGGUCGUGGACGGUCAAAACGACACCGUCUGGUCCACAAACGUCUCUCCCAAGCUGAACAACACUGUUGCUGUUCUGUUGGAAACAGGGGAUUUGGUUUUGUCUUCAGAUUCAGACAGAAGCAAUAGGUAUUGGGAGAGCUUUGACCAUCCAACUGAUACUUUCUUGCCUGGUAUGAAGUUUAGAGCGAAUCCUUCAACGGGAGAGAAUCGCACUUUUAUCCCUUGGAGAUCCGAAAAUGAUCCUUCACCAGGAAGGUAUUCACUAGGGAUUGAUCCUAUUGGAGCCCUAGAGAUUGUGAUUUGGGAAGGCGAAAGGAGAAAAUGGAGAAGCGGACCGUGGAAUUCGGUUAUCUUUACCGGUAUACCGGAUAUGUUCCGAUUCACGAACUAUAUUUACGGGUUUAAGCUCUCUUCUCCUCCUGAUAGAGAUGGUACCGUGUACUUCACGUAUGUUCCUUCAGAUAAGUCUGAUUUGUUAAGGUUUCAUAUUAGGUUUGAUGGCGUUGUAGAGCAGUUCAGAUGGAAUAAAAACGACAAGAACUGGACUUUGCUUCAGCUGAAACCUAACACAGAAUGCGAGAGGUAUAAUCGUUGCGGUAAUUACAGCUUUUGUGAUGAUAGUAAAGAGUUUGGUUCCGGUAAAUGUAGUUGCAUUGAUGGGUUUGAGCCGGUGAACCGGAGUCGAUGGGAUGAUGAGACUUUCUUCGGUGGUUGUAAAAGAAGAGUUCCAUUGAGCUGUGGUCAGAGUCUUGUUACGGAUGAAGGAGAUGGGUUUAGGGUUCUUAGGGGAAUGAAGUUGCCUGAUUUUGGUUCAGUUGUUUUGGUUAACAACUUGGUGGCUUGUAAGGAUGCAUGCGUGAGGGAUUGCUUGUGUAAUGCUUUUGCGCUUGUAAGAGGGAUCGGAUGCAUGAUUUGGACCCGAGAUUUGAUCGAUAUGGAGCGGUUUGAGCAUGGUGGAGAGUCUAUCCACAUCCGGCUUGCGCGAUCUGAAUUAGGAGGUGGGAAGAAAAAAUGGAAACUUUGGAUCAUUGUUUUCAGUGUUGUAGGUGCAUUCUUGCUAGGGUUAUGCAUUUGGAUAUUAUGGAAGUUCAAGAAAAGAGUUAAAGCUUUCUUGUGGAAGAAGAAAGAUUUUCCGGUUUCCGAUAUCAGAGAGAAGAGAGAUUUCUCGGUUAAGUCCUCAAGCUCGCCGAUCCAAGUUCUAGUAGGAGAUCAAGUUAACACACCGGAUUUGCCGGUUUUCAGUUUCAACAGCGUAGCCUCAGCAACUGGAGAUUUCGCUGAAGAAAACAAACUUGGACAAGGCGGAUUUGGUACUGUUUAUAAGGGAAACUUUUCAGGAGGGAGAGAGAUGGCGGUAAAGAGGCUAUCAGGGAAAUCUAAGCAAGGAUUAGAGGAAUUCAAGAACGAGAUCUUACUGAUCGCGAAGCUCCAGCAUCGGAAUCUUGUAAGAUUACUAGGUUGUUGCAUUGAAGACAAUGAGAAGAUGCUUCUCUAUGAAUACCUGCCAAAUAAAAGCUUGGACCGUUUCCUUUUCGAUGAGAGUAAACGAGGAAUUUUGGACUGGAGAAAACGAUGGGAGAUCAUUGGAGGAAUCGCGAGGGGAUUGCUUUACUUGCAUAGAGACUCAAGACUAAAGAUCAUCCACCGUGACCUAAAAGCUAGCAAUAUCUUGCUGGACACGGAAAUGAAUCCAAAGAUUUCAGAUUUCGGUAUGGCUAGGAUCUUCAACUACCGACAAGACCAGGCCAAUACUAUCCGAGUCGUCGGCACAUAUGGAUAUAUGGCUCCGGAGUAUGCAAUGGAAGGGAUAUUCUCAGAGAAAUCUGAUGUGUAUAGCUUUGGAGUUUUGUUACUAGAGAUUGUGAGUGGAAGCAAGAACGUUAGCUAUAGAGGGUCUGAACAUGGAAGUCUCAUCGGUUAUGCGUGGAAUUUAUGGAGCCAAGGAAAGACGAAAGAGCUAAUAGAUCCAACGGUGAAGGACAAUGGAGACGUAAAUGAGGCAAUGAGAUGUAUCCACGUGGGGAUGUUGUGUACACAAGACUCGGUUUAUUACAGACCAAACAUGGGUUCGGUUUUGUUGAUGUUGGAGAGUCGAACCGGUCAUCUUCCUCGUCCGAGACAACCUACCUUCCAUUCGUUCUUAAACUCCGGCGAGAUUUUAGACGGUCAAGAUGUUGCAUCGGUCAAUGAUGUUACUUUGACCACGGUUGUUGGUAGAUGA
Molecule: messenger RNA, 2490 nt
Organism: Microthlaspi erraticum
Lineage: Eukaryota; Viridiplantae; Streptophyta; Magnoliopsida; Brassicales; Brassicaceae
Source: the annotation of a GenBank genome assembly